GUCCGGUGUAAGAUGGCGGGCGGAGGAGGGGAAGAGCAUGCCGCGCAUUCGUCCGCUCAGGAUGAUCAUCAUGAUUCUGAUGAUGACGAUGAUGGCGCAGACGAGAUUUUGGAAGAAUCCCCAUGUAAACGAUGGUCGAAAAGGCGGGAACAAGUCAAACAAAGGGAUGUUCCCGGUAUUGACUCUGCCUACUUGGCGAUGGAUAAUGAUACUGGUAAAUUUAACCUUGGGUUUACAAGCGAGGUACCAUAA
Molecule: messenger RNA, 252 nt
Organism: Cylicostephanus goldi
Lineage: Eukaryota; Metazoa; Nematoda; Chromadorea; Rhabditida; Strongylidae
Source: the annotation of a GenBank genome assembly